AUGGAUUUCUAUGCCACAUGCGUCCUCUGCCUCUCUCUUUCUCUACUCUUCUUCGUGUUUCGGAAGAAGUGCACGACUCCUCGCCUGCCACCUGCCACAAAAGGAUGGCCCGUCCUCGGCAAGACCCUGCAAUUCAUGGCCGACGGAAGGAGCGGCUGUCCUGAGAAAUUCGUGAACGAUCGCGCCGCUAGGUGCUCGCCGGACGUCUUCCGGACCAACUUGUACGGGAAGGACAUGGCCAUGUUCUGUGGCACCUCCGGCAACAAGUUACUGUUCUCCGGCGAGAACAAGUACGUCACUCCCUGGUGGCUUGAGUCCAUGAGGAAGAUCAUCCACUUCCCAGAAACCCUAGGGAACAUCAAUAGCAAGGAUGUCAAGAAGAAGCGCAGCUUCCUGUUGGAGUUCCUGAAGCCCGAAGCCCUUCAACAUUACGUAUCCGUCAUGGACUCCAUGACUGGGGACCACUUGGCCACCGAUUGGUAUCCACAUACGGAAGUGAAGGUCUUUCCUCUAUCAAAGAGAUAUACCUUUGCUUUGGCGUGCUGCUUGUUCAUGAACAUCAAAUAUCUUGAGAAUGUGUUGAAGAUUGGAUUGCGGACCCGUUUGCUCGGGUCGCUCCCGGGUUCACUGCGGUGCCAAUAAAUAUCCCCGGCACACCAUUCAACAGAGCAAUGGAAGGAGGAAAAGUUAUAAGGCAAGAGCUCUUGAACGUAAUU
Messenger RNA from Rhodamnia argentea, 716 nucleotides. Its product is annotated as beta-amyrin 28-monooxygenase-like. The record is from RefSeq and is a predicted model, not a curated record. The transcript has a single exon. Lineage: Eukaryota; Viridiplantae; Streptophyta; Magnoliopsida; Myrtales; Myrtaceae. Gene Ontology annotation, biological process: sterol metabolic process. Gene Ontology annotation, molecular function: heme binding; oxidoreductase activity, acting on paired donors, with incorporation or reduction of molecular oxygen; monooxygenase activity. Bases 1 to 642 code for a protein of 213 amino acids.